AGAUGGCGUUGAUCUUAAACAAACAGAAAGCGAAAGAGGUUCGUAAACAAAAACAUUUCAAACUGGUUUUAAAACAGAAUAAUGGGUAGGAAACUGAAGAGAUGACUAGGCAAGUAUUAAAUGAAUUCUUUUUCUCUUUUGAUGUCCAUGACCUCGUUGAAAGAUACCUCACCAUACGUUCACAUAAUCUAUAGAUUUUAAUUAUUUAUUUCGAAUUUUUAACGAGGGAUGCACACAUUAUUACUCGGAUGGCUGCCGACUGAUGAGAACCGACCGGAUGAAUCCGAGAGCGAGGACUCAAAAGAAAAGAAGCUGACGAAUUCCCCCGUAGGCUAUAAUAACUCUGUUGUGGUGUAAGCCCAUACACACACACACACACAUACACACUACUUAUACACCAGCAGCCGAGCGGAGGUUUCAGCACAGACCGGAAAUGAGUCACACACCCACAGCGCCAGCAAAAGAAAACUUCCUUGCGCCGGAUCGACCAGCCCACCCCAUUUACCCAACAAACCGCCUCUACUCCGGCGAAGCAACGCUUACUUAUCUCGAUUUUCUUGUUCAAUUAUUCUCCGAAUUGCAAUAAAAAAACAACACAUACCCUAGACGUUUUUCCAUUUGUGUAAUGAUGACGCAACGUGUAUUUACUGGCAAACUGUUACGACAGGUCCAUAAUCAAAAGUAUUCAAAGUAAGCAAAACUCUUUCGCUUGGAUGACAAAUAAAAGGAGUCAGUCGACCAAAUAUUCACCUCUUGUCCAGUCCAGUUAUCCGUCGUCUUUCAGCCAAGGAACAACAUGUCCUCGACGAUUUCAUCAGAGCGGGAACGAUCAGUCGAGAACAGCUGCUGUGCCUCUUCUACAACAGCAACAUCGUCCACAGCGUUACGACGCAAAGGCAGAUGCAAAUGGUUUAACGUGUCCAAAGGAUGGGGAUUCGUUACGCCGGACGACGGAAGUCCCGACAUCUUCGUUCAUCAGAGCGUGAUCCGGAUGAGCGGGUUUCGUAACCUGGCUGAGGGCGAAGAGGUCGAGUUGGAAACUAAAGACGUGGUUAAAGGAGAAGAGGCAACGAUGGUGACUGGGCCUGGUGGAUCCGAAUGUUGCGGUUCACAAAGGCACCCAAAAAAGACGAUAAAAUCUAAAAGGAUCAGAUGCUACAACUGCGGAGUAGUCGGAAGUCACAUCGCUCCUAAAUGCACAAUGGGACCUCAGCCCAAAAGAUGUCACCAGUGCAAAGCAGAGGAUCACCUCAUUUCUGAGUGCCCUAGUAAAUCGGAACGUCGGAGUCGGGCUGCUAAUACAAAUACGGAAAGCAAGAAAAGCGCACCUGUCUGAAAAGCAGACGAAACUUUAGCGCAGCACAAGCAGAUCCACCUGCAGCUCACUACGAGCCAACAGUUUUUCCUACCGACAUAACAUAACGAACAGCAGCAAACAGCCCCGCCAAUUAUCAAAUCCGGAAAUUUUUAUUACGUAAUGAAACAUAUCUUUAAAGGUACGUCGUUUAACGUAUCUAUCUGCUCCUCUAGCCUUGCUCAACUGCAUUCUAUUUCCACACACGCUCCUCAGGUCACAUGUUGAAAAAAAGUUCAAAAUAUUCAGAAUCAAAAAAUGAUUUGUCACUUUAUCCUACCAAAUGUUGUAUACCGUUAAACAUUUCUAACUAUUGUUAUUAUUAUGUACCUGUAGUUACAUAAUAAUGCCAUACAUUUAUCUACCUCGUUAAGCGUCAUGACAGUCCCUUCUUCAAGAAUAACGUGAAACAAUAUGCGCCCAUACGGUUUAGUUUCUUUAGUAACUUUGGGAGAGUUAGAUUUCUCUGAACCUGUUGCUAAUUCAAGUACUCGAUAGCUAGCAUUGAUUCCGUCACUGCCUUGUAUGGGGAAAAUUUGACUUAACAAUUAGUUUAUGUUCUGUACCUAUCUGUGGAAAUCAGAAAUCAUUUUUGAUUACCUUUGACAUUCAAUUGAUCUGCAAAUUGCUGACCAAAACAUAGAAAUGACCAGAUUCUCCUUAAUAGGAGAUUUUAGCACAUUUAAAUCUAAUGCAGCCUACGAGUAGUAAUGAUACAGUUGUUAGACAUUUAAAUUCUUAACAAGCUGCCAAAGAGUUCUAUAUUGAAUGGUGUUACCUGUUUGAAUUACAACUUGUAGUUGCCCCAGUUCCUCUUUCAGGAAUGAAACACAGUAAUUUCUUCCAUCACAUUGUUCAAGACCAACUUUUGGAAGUUUAAAUCACCUUCAUUUGCAUGUUUUGUGUAAAUACAAAUGUAGUGUAAUUUUGUGGGUAAGAUUUGACCAGACUAUGUUCGUUUUCUGCGAGAGGUUAGACACAAAUAUACAACGUUGCAUGGUGUGCGUAAAAACUCA
Messenger RNA from Daphnia magna, 2370 nucleotides. Its product is annotated as protein lin-28 homolog. The record is from RefSeq and is a predicted model, not a curated record. The transcript has 5 exons. Lineage: Eukaryota; Metazoa; Arthropoda; Branchiopoda; Diplostraca; Daphniidae. Gene Ontology annotation, molecular function: nucleic acid binding; zinc ion binding. The coding region runs from base 797 to 1336 and encodes 179 amino acids.